AUGUCAACAGCAGCCGUAGGGUCGAGUUCAAAAGCUGCCGCAAAGACAACAACUCCAGGUUUCACUAAUGAAAAAUCCUUAUACAACCCAGAUGGGACUUUAAAGAAGAAAUCAAAUAAAAAAUCAAGUGAAAAAUCUAAGAAAACCACUGAAGUCCCAGUAAAAGGUCAUCUUCACACGCCACACAAUAAACCACUGUCACAAAAUCAAUAUUACCAAGGUACUCAGGAAAAUACAACAACUUCAACUUCACAAACUCAAGAAAGAAUAAGAAUACAAGGUCAAACUGCUUACUACGAACAACCUCCUCCACAAUAUUAUGCUGCUCAGGGUCCUCAAGCGAUUCCUCAAAUGGGAACACCGCAAGCACAUGCUGCCGGUCAACCAAUUUAUGUUCAACAACCUCCUCUGGAAAAGAAAAAUCAAGAAUGUAUGAUGGGAUUUCUCACUGCAUUAUGCGUCUUCUUAGGUAUCUUUUUAUUAUUCAUUUAG
This is a messenger RNA of Henningerozyma blattae CBS 6284, 492 nucleotides long. RefSeq lists its product as uncharacterized. Lineage: Eukaryota; Fungi; Ascomycota; Saccharomycetes; Saccharomycetales; Saccharomycetaceae. The transcript has a single exon. The record is from RefSeq and is a predicted model, not a curated record. Bases 1 to 492 code for a protein of 163 amino acids.